Messenger RNA from Porites evermanni, 1634 nucleotides. The record is from the annotation of a GenBank genome assembly. NCBI's taxonomy places the organism in Eukaryota, Metazoa, Cnidaria, Anthozoa, Scleractinia, Poritidae.
CAGAGGGAAGAUUUUUUGACCUUAGAAGUUCAUCCGGACGGUGACUUUGUGCGUGUCUUCAACAAUUCAGAGUUCAAAGUGAGUUCAAGCAGAACAGUUAUUUUCCGCAGUUUUGUCACUUUUAUUCAGUAUUUAUUUUAAAGAAUCGGAAGAAAGAGGUGUUCUUUUUUUACUUGAACUCCUCAUGGUGAGAAAGAGAAAUAUAAUUGCUUAAGCUACAUAAAAGGUGUUUAUAAUUACUCACUAGCGCCAACCUUCUAGAGUAAAGUACACAAGAAGCUAGUCUUGUCUUCUAACCAUCCCUUACGGAUUUUUAUGAGAAUAGUUUAUGUAGGUCUCUGGAACUAGAACCGAUUGUUUCACGUAAGAGUUUUAUUCUUUCAUAUCUUGGUUUUUACAGUCUAUAAUUAAUCUAAUGGUAAAGAUGAUGAUAAUGAUAAUAACGUUCAAUUAAAAGCGAAUACAGUCGAAACUCCAUUUGCGACCAUCUCUCAUAUGAGCGACCACCUCAAUCCCAUAAGCGCCCACUUCUCCGAAACACAAAAAUUUUCCGAGUCAAAGCCUUAAUUUGCCACAGGAAUACUGCGACUUCCUUUAUUUGCAUUAGAGUUUAUCAGCUUUCGAUCAAUCAUAUUACGUAUUUCCGACGACAUCCCGCUUCUCAUCAUGUGACAUGUAUUUUUAAUUAUUUCGUUACAGGAUGAAGAGAUUGGUGGAUUUAUUAUUCGACAGAAUGUAGCUGGCAGGCCUGUUAGUUUGUUCCGUUUUCCUCCGGAAACUCUUCUCAAGACUCAAACCUAUACAACGGUAAAGAUCGAUACAAAAUUAAAUUUUUGACAGCCUGUCCUUUGCACGCCUCCAGUAUAAUAUUAAAUUUUGUUAGCCUGGUAAAUGGAGCGACAAUCGAAUAAGCGUCCGAGGCGCAUGGUUUUUCAAAACUUGACAGCCAUUCUCACUGCCAUAUGAUAUAUGGCAAGUAAGGCUUUUUAUUUCUGUGAUGCAAACUUCUUCUCGAUCGUCUACUACUUCUCUACUAUCCCUGCGCUUUUCAGCAUCGUUAUCUUUACUUGUCUCUUCUUUAGUACACAAACAAAAAGAAGGCAUUUUCUCUUGACCAGUGAUGUAAAUUGUGUGAGACAAGAGAGUGUUUUUGUUUUUCCUAUAGGUAUGGUCCGCGUCAAGCUUAUCAAAUCACAAUCCACCAUCAGAAUUGGUGAACAGAGGUCACCAUCAGUGGAGGACUGGACCAAAAUGUACCACAAUCCUUUGCAAGCCAAAUGGACAGGUGAGGCAGGCAUUUGUUAGUAAAUGAGAUAAAACAACUGAAUCUCACCUACAGAAGAGUUAAGACCGAACUAUUGAUCCACCAAACUAGGAAAUCAAGCAAGGUACUCACGGUAUUUUCUAGAAAAAAAAAAUUCUUUUUUUCAAUACACUCUAACGUAGUUUUGUUAAUAUUUAUUAUAAUUUUGGAAUCCUUUUCACAGCCCGUGUCAUGGACCAAAGUUGUUUGUCCAAGAGACAAAGAAGGGAAACGGCUCUCUAAUCCUCCAGCUGACGCCGCUUAUUAUUCGCACAGAAGUAAGACUAGCAGCUUUGAUGGCAUGACUGAAACGCGGGUUUGGCGACCAUGA